Messenger RNA from Branchiostoma belcheri (Belcher's lancelet), 3788 nucleotides. Its product is annotated as neuroendocrine convertase 1-like. Gene Ontology annotation, molecular function: serine-type endopeptidase activity. Gene Ontology annotation, biological process: protein processing. Bases 95 to 3742 code for a protein of 1215 amino acids. The record is from RefSeq and is a predicted model, not a curated record. NCBI's taxonomy places the organism in Eukaryota, Metazoa, Chordata, Leptocardii, Amphioxiformes, Branchiostomatidae. Gene Ontology annotation, cellular component: trans-Golgi network; Golgi membrane. The transcript has 22 exons.
AACCUGUGCCGAUCAAUUAUAACUUCUCACCUUCCAACACAAACUUCAGGUUCAUCUUUCUGACGACUUUGAGCGAGCCGAGCCCAGCUGUAAAAUGGCUACGAUGACUAUGAUGACACUGGUGGUGUUGGCCUGUGUGGCAGGCGUUUUCGCUGUUCCAACAGCCGCGCCCGCCCCCGCGGCAGAUGGCAAGUACAAGCACCUGACUCUGCCCAUCAACGAGCGCGGGACGAAGUUUAACGAAGAAGCGGACGUGGACCAUGACGACAAAAUCGUGCUCUUCACCGUGCCUGACCACAACACCGUGUCCAACAGCAAAGUCAUGCUAGACUAUAACAAUAGGAAGGUGAUGACCUUGUUUGAGAAAAGGAAGCAGUGCCUGCUGUCUGACAUGCCGGAAAGCAUGCCGUCGUUCGAACGCGUGGAGGAAGGACUCAACCUCGUCGCUGACCCCGACGUGCCGACCAAAAUCGUCCGUAAGACGUCUGAGGAGACGAACCGGCGGGUUCUGCUGGACCCGGUGUACGACAGGACCGGGCUCAGCGAAGAGAUGCAGAAGAUGUGCCGCGACUACGAAAUCCACAGGGUGGAGGAGAUCGGGGAGGAACCCGAGAUUGAGGAAGGAGAGUCAGAUGCCAAGACAGGAACCUCCCGAGUUCGUCGCCAGCUUGUCAUCAACUGCCCCCCGUUCCAGUGGCGUUGGCGCUGCACCCUCCGCACCAACAGCUGCAUCUACUACUACACCUGCGACAGUACCCCCGGUCGCCCUGGACAGCCACCAUCCAGCUAUGCGUGCACUAACAACCACCUCUACUCCGGUAUGGGAUGGCAGUGUGAGCCGUUCUGCCCUUAUAGCAAAGUCAUAGUAAACCUUACACAGAGCCAACACAGCAACAUGUAUGUGAAGCUUGUUGCACUCCUGUUACUGCUGAUACACAUGGUGUUCAGCAACAAGCCAGCCCUGGAGAAGACCUGGGCAGUACAGCUGGAGGGUGGGAGGGAGGAGGCUCAGCGCAUAGCACAGCGGACAGGGGUGACUCUGGUCAAACAGAUACUUGGAGACUACUAUCUCUUCAAGGAAAACAACAAUGUAAGACGAGCUCGUCUUAUGGAUAAGGAAAGUGAAAGGCGUCUAAAGGAUGAACAUUCUGUAAAAAUGGUGAAGGAACAGCUUCCUCACACCAGGGAACUUUAUGUGCAUGAAGAAGGGCAUCAAGGUGUGGUCUUUAAUGACCAGAUGUGGGGCUCUCAGACAUACUUGCACACUGGAGAUGUACAUAUGAACAUCCUACCAGCCUGGGAGAGAACACGGAAGGGAGAAGGGCUGGUGGUGGGGGUGAUCGACGAUGGAAUCUUUACCAACCAACCUGACCUGCGAGACAAUCUGGCUGCUGGUUUGUCGUACAAUGUCCUAGAAGAGACAACAGACCCAACACCAAGCUUUCCACAGGCAAGCCAUGGUACCAACUGUGCAGGAAUCAUUGCUGCAGUUCACAACAACAGCUUCUGUGGUGUGGGAGUGGCUUACAAGGCCAAGGUUUCAGGUAUCAAAAUGUUUGCUGGUGCCCAGGCAGAGUUGUCUGAUGCACAGGAGGCAUCAGCCCUCAGCCAUCAGUACCAGAGCAUCAGUGUUUACUCCUGUAGCUGGGGUCCAUCAGACUGGAACAACGCACUGGAAGGGCCUGAUACCGUCGCUAAAGAGGCACUAGUCAUGGCUGCACGAGAGGGCAGAGAUGGUAAAGGUUCAGUAUUUGUAUUCUCUACUGGUAACGGUGGAUCGUUGAACGACAGCUGUGCGUACAACGGAUAUGUCAACACCAACAACACCAUAGGCAUCGGAGGGCUGCUUCAGGAUGGCUCCAUCCCCAGUUUUGCUGAAGCCUGCACCAGCGUUUUUGCUGUGACGUUAAGUAGAGACUACACAGGGGACACUGCUAAUAUGGUUGUCCCCCACAGAGCAACAGGCUGUGGCAUGACCUUCUCUGGAACAUCCCCUGCUGCAGCCAUGGCAGCUGGGGUCUUCACACUUGUGCUGAGUGCAAAUGACCAACUCUCAGUACGGGAUGUCCAACAUCUGGUCACUCGCACCUCCACAAACACCGGGGUCUGUGGUCAGACUUGGAAGGAAAACUCUGCUGGAUUCAGAGUGAGUGACUACUGUGGAUUUGGUCUGCUUGAUGCUGGGAAAUUAACAGCAAUGGCUGCCAACUGGAGCUGUGUACCGGAACAAGUCAGCUGCACUCAACAGGGGGAGGGUGCAAGCAUAAACAUUCCUCAGAGUGGUGAAGUCCUUACAAGCAUCACCGUCCAGCAAGACAGCUGUGGGGUCAACUACUUGGAGCACGUCUUACUGACCGUCAGGGCCACCUUCCCCCACCGUGGUCACCUGCAGUUCAGACUGACCUCUCCAGGGGGCACCGUUUCCGACAUCGUUCCCGGGAGAGCCACGGACAUGGAGGCACACUUGGAGUGGACGUUCAUGACAGUCCACCACUGGGGGGAGAGAGCAGAGGGCAGCUGGCAACUCUCCAUACGAAACACACAUCCUCACCUUAGUAAUACAGGAAUUCUAGAGGGCUGGUCCCUUGUCUUCCUAGGAACUGCCACAGACCCUGUCAACUCCAGCACUGGUACAGACAGCACACCAGGCACAGAUACAACUCCAACGAGUGUCAAGACUUCUUCACCCUCAUCAGAAGUUUUCACAAGAAAGUCGACUUCUUCAAGAUUGGGAGCACAGACCACUGAUGGACAAACAACACAACCAACUACCACAAAGUUACGCACAACACAACCAACUACCACAAAGUCACACACAACACAACCAACCACUGCAAAGUUACGCACAACACAACCAACUACCACAAAGUUACGCACAACACAACCAAGCACCACAAAGUCACACACAACACAACCAACCACUGCAAAGUUACGCACAACACAACCAACUACCACAAAGUCACACACAACACAACCAACCACUGCAAAGUUACGCACAACACAACCAACUACCACAAAGUUACGCACAACACAACCAAGCACCACAAAAUUGCAAACAACACAACCAACUACCACAAAAUCUCCCACAACACAACCAAGUACCACAAAAUCUCAAACAACACAACCAAGUACCACAAAAUCUCCCACAACACAACCAAGUACCACAAAAUCACACACAAUACAACCAACCACUACAACAUUGCACACAACACAACCAAGUACCUCAAAAGUACUCACAACACAACCAAGUACCACAAAAUUGUACACAACACAACCAAGUACCACAAAAUUGUACACAACACAACCAAGCACCACAAAAUUGCACACAAGUACCACAAAAUUGCACACAACACAACCUACCAAUGUAAAAACACAAACAGUUACAGAAAUCAUCCACAAGCCUGCUCAGAGAGAAAAUCUAAAUACUCUACUCCCUGGCAUAAAUAUCCCUGCAUCUGCAGUUAUCAUAAGUGUUAUUUGUAUUAUCAUAAUUGUUGCAAUGGUAUUUGCAAUCUGGCAUUGUCGCCGAUGCAAGCAUAACUCACUUCAUGUAAAAAACGGAAACCCUCCAGUUUUACAAGCCCCAAUGUCUAAGGUGUCUUCACACUCUUCUAGACACAGAUCACCUCAGGUAUCCAACUUGUACUCUUCUGAACAAAAACCACCGAAAGAACCCAACUGGCAGUUGCACUCUCAUAGAUACAAAGUAGGAAAUGAGGAGGUCCAAAUCACUUUUAUUUAGCACUGGACAGUACUGCUAAGGCCACACCAAUUCAAUUCAAAUUUUU